Molecule: messenger RNA, 747 nt
Organism: Cyprinus carpio (common carp)
Lineage: Eukaryota; Metazoa; Chordata; Actinopteri; Cypriniformes; Cyprinidae
Product: retinol dehydrogenase 13-like
Exons: 3
Coding region: 90-566 (158 amino acids)
Source: RefSeq, a predicted model, not a curated record
GGCAUUUAGGAAAACAAACAAGGUAACAAGCUGGAGAAAGUAGCGGAGCAAAACAUGUGCUCUCCCAAACUUUAAAAAAUUUCAGCAUAAUGUCUGUGCUGUUGUCAGUGCUGGUCGCUGUGCUUGCUGCAUACAUACUGAUUUAUUACAGCCUGUUUAAAGGAGCCAGAUUCAACAGCAACGUGACUUUAAAGGGAAAAACAACAAUUGUCACAGGUCUUAUAGCAUUAGGCAGAACUGAAGAUGUUUUUGGCAUGGCGUUCGGCGUCAACAACCUGGGCCACUUUUUGCUGACGCUGUUGAUGUUGGAUCAUCUUAAGCAAGCAGAGUUCAGCCGCGUGGUCAAUGUGUCCACCCUGCUGCAUAGGCUGGGAUCUGUGGAUUUCAACCUCCUCAACACGCAGAAGGAUGUGGUCAUAGGUCAGUUGUCCUGGCACGCGUUCAGAGCCUAUGCCACAGCAAACUGUGUAAUGUGCUCUUUAUCCAUGAACUCCAAACUGCCUGGAAGUGUCACUUGCUAUUCCCUGCAUCCAGGUGUUAUCGCAGCUGAGAUCGGUCGAGUGUGAGCUUCUGAAGUUCUUCAUAUAUUGUCUCUCCCUGUGUUACAGGCGUAUGCAUAGAUGAGGUAGCUUUUGUAUUUGGUAUAUAAUGCUUUAAAAAAAUAUUGCUGGUUCAACACAAUAUAUGUAAAUUAUGGUAUAUUUAUAUAUUUAAUUUCUAAUACAAUAAGCUGUUCAUUAUUUUUUG